Molecule: messenger RNA, 953 nt
Organism: Caenorhabditis angaria
Lineage: Eukaryota; Metazoa; Nematoda; Chromadorea; Rhabditida; Rhabditidae
Source: the annotation of a GenBank genome assembly
AUGGGAGAAGAAGAUCAUAUGUCGAGGCGUACUGCCUAUCGAUUUGUCGCCUAUUCGGCUGUGUCUUUUUCGGUUUUGGCUGUCGUUUCGGUGAGUUUUGGGAGUGUUAAGAUCUGCCGCUUCAACAAAAUUUUUGUCAGCUCUGCGUCACUAUUCCAAUGGUUUUCAACUAUGUGCAAAACAUCAAGCAAAACCUGAACCAUGAGAUUUCUUAUUGUCGCGCUUCGGCUCGUGACAUUUAUUCUGAAGUCAAUCACAUUCGUGUCGCACCAAAAUCCGCCCAUCAAAACUCUUCCACUCAUGCUAACCGCGAGAAACGUGCCGCCUACGAUCAAUGCAACAAUUGUUGUCUUCCAGGGCCAGCCGGGCCAUCGGGAGCUCCCGGAAAGCCAGGAAGACCAGGUCGCCCUGGAGCGAGCGGACUUCCCGGAAAUCCAGGUCGUCCACCACCACAAUUGUGUCAUCCAACCACACCAAAACCAUGUCCACAAUGCCCUCAAGGACCACCGGGACCACCAGGAGGUCCAGGACUUCGCGGAGAUCCAGGGCGACCAGGUCAACCAGGAAGAGCGAUUGGUGGAGGGCCACCAGGUCCACCAGGACUUAAGGGACAACGCGGACAACCUGGACAACCUGGAAGACCAGGGCAACCCGGGCCACCAGGAUUCAGUGCUCAAGGACAAUCGACCCCAGGAUUACCAGGACCAGCAGGACCACGUGGGCCACCAGGGCCAAAUGGAGCGCCAGGAAGACCAGGAGCACAGGGAUAUCCGGGAACUCCUGGGCCAAAGGGACCUUCAGGAACUCCAGGAUUCCCGGGAGGGCCAGGAAAUCCAGGAGGACCAGGGCAACCUGGACAACCUGGAGGAUCGGGAGAACGUGGAAUCUGUCCAAAAUACUGUGCUAUUGAUGGCGGAGUUUUCUUCGAUGAUGGAAGUUUUAAACAACGUUAA